Gossypium raimondii (Peruvian cotton) is the source of this 847-nucleotide messenger RNA. RefSeq lists its product as uncharacterized. The coding region runs from base 344 to 796 and encodes 150 amino acids. The record is from RefSeq and is a predicted model, not a curated record. NCBI's taxonomy places the organism in Eukaryota, Viridiplantae, Streptophyta, Magnoliopsida, Malvales, Malvaceae. The transcript has a single exon.
CAGCUAGAGCAAGAGAAUGCAACACUUGAAGCGAAGCUUGCAACUUGUGUAGUUGAGAUGAGGAAGUUAAGGGAUUCAAUGGAGGCAAACAAAAAGGCAUUCACUGAAUCAAAUUUAAGGUGAAAGAAAGAAAAUGAAACACUGGGAAGAAGUUUGCCAGUUAUGAAGCCGAGUUCAAGAAGUUGAAGGAUCCACAGGAGCCAGUGAAAAAUGCGUUGAACGAAUCGAAUUCAAGGCUGGACCAAGAAAAUGCAGUACUUAGAAUAUAACUCACUAACUGUGAAGGUGAGCUUAAGAAGCUGAGGAAUUCAAUGGAGGCAGGCAAAGAUGCUGGAGCAAGAAAAUGGAGCUCUUAGAGAGAAGGUUUGCCACCGGUGAAGCUGAGACAAGGAAGUUAAGGAAUUCAAUAAAGACGGCCAGAAAUGCAUUGUCUGAAUCGAAUUCAAGGCUAGAGCAAGAUAAUAGAAAUCUAGGAGAGAAGCUUGCUACUUGUGAAGCUGAGGUGAGGAAGUCUAGGGAUACUAUGGAGGCAUGCAAAAAUGCACGGACUGAAUCCAUUUCAAGGCUAGAGCACGAAAAUGGACACCUUAAAGAGAAGCUUGCUACCUGUGAAGUUGAGCUGAGGAAAUCUAGGGAUUCAAUGGAGGCAGGCAAGAAUUCAUUGACUGAAUCCAUUUCAAGGCUAGAACACGAAAAUGGUGAGCUUAAAGAGAAGCUUGCCAGUUGUGAAGCUGAGCUGAGGGAGUUGAGGGAUUCAAUGAAUGCAAGCAAAAAUGCAAUGAAUGAAUCAAACUGAAAGCUAAUGCAAGAAAAUAGAGAACUUGGAGAAAGCUUUCAUGUGAAGGUA